Formica exsecta is the source of this 4992-nucleotide messenger RNA. Its product is annotated as glutamyl aminopeptidase-like. Gene Ontology annotation, biological process: peptide catabolic process; proteolysis. The record is from RefSeq and is a predicted model, not a curated record. The transcript is spliced from 15 exons. NCBI's taxonomy places the organism in Eukaryota, Metazoa, Arthropoda, Insecta, Hymenoptera, Formicidae. The coding region runs from base 1286 to 4276 and encodes 996 amino acids. Gene Ontology annotation, molecular function: metalloaminopeptidase activity; zinc ion binding; peptide binding. Gene Ontology annotation, cellular component: cytoplasm.
UAUGCUUAUGUCAACGGUGGUUGGACGCGUAGUUUCUAUCGGAUGAUCGUACGAGGAAGAGAUCCAAGCAAAACAGGAUGACAAAUUUUUAGCUGAGAGACAUUUCCACGAAGCUUCGCGAAUCUCUUAUUUCAAGAACCCUCGGUUGUGCUUUAGUUUAUUGUGCAACAAAGGACCUUAUACAAAGCGGAUAGCAUAGGAAAAACAUAAUCACGAACCGUAACUCGAAGAAAAAAGGAGAGGAAAUAUAUUCCUUUACAAAUACUUUCCUACGUCUUUAUUCUCAACCGGAAAAUGUUACAACGAGAUCGUUAGAGUUUGAAAGAAUCUCCACGAGCGAAAUGUGAGCUAGAUCGCGUAAAGGAUGAAUAAAAAUCUUCCGAGAAAAAAAAAACGUCGAUUGAUAAAAUUGUAUCUUCUUUUAAUAACACAAAAAAGGCAAAUAAAUUAGCAUUAGCAGCUUUACAAAAGGCGUCGUGAAAGGAAUGUGUAAGAAGAUAAACAAUCAUAUUUCGAACAUUCUGACGUUGAUUCUCGACGAAAAAAGGAAAUCUUUUGCAUAUCUCUAUUAGAAAUAAUAAUUUGCAGAAUAAUUCGCUGAAUAAUCUAUGAUGAUUGAGAAAGAUAAAAUUGUCAAAAUUUACAUAGACUAAUGUAUCAAUAUAUCGUUAUUAUCUUCUCAUACCAUAUGUUUCUAAUUGUAACAUUAAUAAUCCGCGAAUAAAAAAGUAUGCAGCAUCAAUACUGUUGUAGCAAAAUUAGAUUACACGAUUACCUUGAUUACUCUGAAAGUGGUGUUAAACCGAAGGAUAAAAGAGGUGAAAGUCGAUAGAUAUAUUGAAGUAAUCGGCUCACUGUUGAUCAAACAGAUCGCAAAACUCUUGGACGGAUGUGACAUUUUUUAGACUCGCAGAACACAGUGAUAAGAGCAAUUGCAAUCGAAAAAUGAUAUUAUUCCGGUUUCGCAUGAUAAUCGCUAUGCCAAAGUGAGUUGUUGCGCGUCGAUGAAGUAAUACGAAGACGAAAGUGAGAGAAGUCAUAUCACGAAGUCGAGAAAGUGCAAGUAAACGAAACGGACUUUGCAUCAUAAUUGCUAGUUUUAGCUCGUAAUGUGAAGAUACGAUCUGUUUCGCUACCAGUAUAGUGUAAUACUGCCUGAUUAUUGCACGUAUAUCGCCUGAUCUUUCGAGAGCAUUUAGGUGUUAAAAAACUGUUACCUGAGUUUUGGUGAGUGUGCUACGAGCAGUUAAAUUACGCGGCGUCCCUCGUGGCGUGCUACUACCCGAUGGACAAUAACAAAGUCGUGACGCGGUCGAGGGGGGGCGCGCAUCGCCCUGACACGGCAUCGUCGACAUCAUUUCGUGAUAAAAACACCGCUUCCGUACUCCUUUGCUUCGCCUGCGGCGCCUGCUUCGUUCUGAGUUUAAUCUGCAUUUGCUUAGCGACGUUGGUCGUUCUGUUGGACCAGGCUGUUGAGGCGACGAGUUAUCAAUUCGAUUCGAACAAGCAUACAGCAAUGACCGAAAAUGAAAGCUUUAGAUUGCCAAAAGAAGUCAAGCCUAUAUGUUAUGAUCUCUUCUUGCAUCCAAAACUUAAAGAAAACACAUUUUCUGGAAAAGUAACUAUUCUUAUCGAUGUUCUUGAUAAUAGAAGAACCAUAGCUCUUCAUCAGAAGGGCCUUAAUAUUACAUCUGCGAAAUUGAUAAGUUAUGGUCUAGAAGAAGAUUAUGAAAUUAAAAUCUCUUCCAUCAGCGAUCCCACAAAAUAUGAAAUUUUUGUGAUAUCAACUGAAAAUGAAUUUAAAUCAGGAUUGUAUAACUUGAGUUUAGAAUUUGAUGGAAGUCUUGGAAAUAAAAUAGUUGGAUUCUAUUCCAGCAACUAUCAAUAUUAUGACGAAGAAGCGCGCAUGAUAUUAGAUAGAGGAAUGCAACCAGGAAAACGACCAGAAAAACAAACCAGAUAUAUUGCUACUACCAAAUUUGAACCAACUUAUGCUAGACAAGCUUUCCCAUGUUUUGAUGAACCUAAUUUUAAGGCAGAAUUUUCAGUAAAAUUGGUUUGUCCUAUGGAAAAUUCUUAUGAUUCUUUAUCUAAUAUGAAUAUAGAGAAUGUGGAACUGCAUAAGCCAGAAAAGAAUCUAAAGACAAUAACCUUUGCUCAAACUGUACCCAUGUCAACAUAUCUAGCUUGUUUUAUUGUCAGUGAUAUGGUUAAAUCGACAAUGAUGGCAAAAGGAUUAAAUGGCCGAGAAUUUCCAGUCAGUGUUUACAGCACAAAACUUCAAGCAAGGGAAAAGAGACAGUUUCCUUUGCAUAUUGGUGUGAAAGCUAUCGAAUAUUAUAUAAAGUUAUUUGAAAUAGAUUACCCAUUACCGAAACUUGAUAUGGUCGCUAUCCCUGAUUUUGUAUCCGGGGCUAUGGAAAAUUGGGGCUUAGUGACUUACAGAGAAGCAAGACUUCUUUAUGAUGAUUACAAUAAUUCCAUUAUUGAUAAGCGCAAUGUUGUUAAUGUAAUCUGUCAUGAAUUGGCUCAUAUGUGGUUUGGAAAUCUCGUUACCCUAUCCUGGUGGAAUGAUUUAUGGCUUAAUGAAGGUUUUGCUACAUUUAUGUCAUUUAAAAGUGCAAAUGAGAUUUUACCGAACCAAAAAUAUAUGGAGCAAUUUACUGUUGAUGUAAUGCAUAAAGUGAUGAUUACAGAUGCAAAACUGAGCUCUCAUCCUAUAAUUCAAAAUCUUGAAAAUCCAGACGAGAUAACAUCAUUUUUUGAUGAAAUUUCUUAUCAAAAAGGAGCAUCCAUAAUUCGCAUGAUGGAGAACUUUAUUAAACCUGAUGUUUUUUAUAAUGCUAUUAGUACCUAUUUGAAUAAAUAUGCCUAUCUAAAUGCAGAAACGGCGGAUCUCUUUAACAUUCUGCAAGACGCGGUUGGAGAGAAACUGAAUAUAACAGCUAUAAUGGAUACUUGGACGCGACAAGAAGGCUACCCUGUUAUUAAUGUGCAAAAAUCCGAAAAUAAAUUUAUAUUAUAUCAGAAACGAUUCCUGAUCGAUCCAAAUGCCACCUCCGAUCCCUCAAAAUCGUAUUAUAAAUAUCGUUGGACUGUGCCUAUCACUUAUAUCACAAACAGAAUCGAUAAACCCACUCUUAUAUGGUUUAAUAAGGAUGUGAAUAGAGUCGUGAUUGAUGUUGACGAACAUACCAAAUGGAUAAAACUUAAUGUGAAUCAAGUUGGUUAUUAUCGAGUUAAUUAUGGAGAUGAAUGGCAAACAAUUGCAGAGCUGCUUCGAUAUCACCCUACGAGAUUCUCGAUAGCGGACCGAGCAAAUAUUUUGGAUGAUCUUCAUACCUUAGCAGCAGCUGACAAAAUAUACUAUUUUACUGCGCUGACCAUAACUUUGUUUUUGCUUCCCCAGGAAUAUCACGCUGUUCCAUGGGCAGUUGCAAGUUCGAAACUAAUGUCAAUGUAUACCUUGUUAAAAUCUCUUGAUUCACCUCGACCGAAUGCUCGACAUCACUUUCAGGUUUUCGCACUAAAAGUUGUAGAAAAAAUUUACAAGGAUGUAACUUGGACUGUCAACGAUAUCGUGGAAGACGACAUGCCGUUCUCAAUUGAUAACAAAGUACGUAUAACGGUACUCGAAUUUGCAUGUGCCAUGGAGCACAAAGAAUGCUUGAAAGAAGCUGGAUGCAUAUUUAUGGAUUGGCUUACUCUGAAGAAAAUGCCGCAUCCUGAUAUUCGCGAAUUGGUUUAUUACUAUGGUAUGCGCUAUGUUUCGCAAGAAGAUGAUUGGUUUGUGAUGUUUGAAUAUUUCAAAGACGAAACCGAUCCCAUCGAGAAAAAUAAGCUAAUGAAGGGAUUAGCAGGCAUAAAAAGUACUGCAAUCUUAAAAGAAUAUAUCAAUAGAGCUUCUGAUGAGAAAUUUGUUCGUACUCAAGAUUUCUUGAGAUGUUUGAUUAUGAUUUCCGAAAAUCCCGAUGGUACAUCGUUGGUAUGGGAUUGGGUGCGCGAAAAAUGGGAAUGGCUAGUGAAAAGAUACACAUUGAAUGACCGAUAUCUCGGUCAACUUAUACCGGCCAUUACAAAAUCCUUUGCUACACAAACCAAAUUAAACGAGAUGAAAACUUUUUUCGAAAGAUAUCCUGAUGCCGGUGCCGGUGCGAACAGUCGCGCCAAAGCUCUCGACACAGUCUCGUGGAAUAUUGGGUGGCUUUCUAGAGCUCCCCCUGAAAUCGAUAGAUGGUUUGACUGGGCUAUGACUUCAGGAAAUAUAUUCCAAUAAACACAAACAAAAGCACUAAAAAAAAUAUCUUAAUACGCGAAAUAACAUUUUGAAAGAAGGAAUAUUUGAAGUUUAAUAAUAUUGUGCGCAUGAACUUCUUUUUCAAUUACCGUGGCAAUAUGGCUACGUUAAACGAAAACAUCAAUCUACGUUAAGUGCGAAGCAUGUUUUUUAUGCAAUAUGUUUAUAUAAAAUCUUGUACUCAAAAAUAUACAUAAAACUUUCUAUAAAUAUUUUACAAUUAAGCAUAAUUCUUUCUUAUAUCAUUAACUAGUCAUUUUUCCCUUUCUAAGUUUUAGAUCUUAUGAAUUGUCCCGUAAACUGUCGCACAUGAAAAUUCUCGAAGGUCAAAUCCAUUAUAAGAUCGAUUAUAUUGGACUCUAUUUUUUUAUAAUUGGUUUAAUGUACAUUCGAUUGGCCGAUUAUUGCCGUAAAUAGGAUAAUUUAGAUCGCAAGGAUCUUAAUUUAUCGUGAUACACGCGCAAACAUUGUAUGAUCACAGCUUAUUUUUAAUAUCUUGAGUAUUUCCAGAAAAAUUAUUAAUAAAAUAAAAAAUUAUAAAGAUUCGUGGUCUUACAUCAAGAUCUUUUUCAAAAAUUUAUUUGCGCAGCUUUAUGUGAUCUAGUUAUGCGCGCAAGAAACUACAAUUUUUUAUCCGCAAAAAAAAUUGUUAAAGUCAUUUCACUUUACUUUUAUGCGCGAAAACGAUAUAUCAA